AUGGCGACUGCUUCUUUGCGUCAUGGAGUGACCAUCACUGGAGCUAUUCUGCUAGUGACAGGAACACUGUGUUUCGCUUGGUGGAGUGAUGGUGAAAUGGGGGCCACAUCAAGCAGUGACCCUAAUGUCAUUCCUCAUGGAGAAGCUGAACCAGUGACAAGUUCUUCCUCCUCCAAUGCAGUUCUCAGGUCUAUCAGCUUCUUCUGCUGUGGGAUUGGUGGGCUCCUCCUCCUUUUUGGUCUCCUCUGGUCAGCAAAUGCUGGAAUUGUCUCUCGGCGCUAUCAGUACCAUUUUUCUAGAGACCUUCAUUACUUCACCGUUGAGCCUCUUGAAAAACAGACUUGCAGCACCUGGGAAGCCAGCGCUAUUCCUACCUAUGAAGAAGCCUUGAGUUGCCAGCCUGCUGAAAAUACCCCAAACUACAUACAGUCUCACCGUAUGAAAGAGAACAGGCCACCCUCGUAUCGAGCGGCAGAUGAGAAUGACCUCUGGCAUGGCAGCCGUAGGCGUAGCUCUUCUGAUAGUGCUUUGUUCCGGAAUAUUCUACCACGGCUAGAGGCAGGAUCUUGGGAUGACGCAAGCAUUGUCUGUGACACUCCACCACCGAGCUAUGAGAGUAUCAGCUCAUGUGAUGGAUGA
This is a messenger RNA of Gekko japonicus, 639 nucleotides long. RefSeq names its product transmembrane protein 61 (gene TMEM61). Lineage: Eukaryota; Metazoa; Chordata; Lepidosauria; Squamata; Gekkonidae. Bases 1 to 639 code for a protein of 212 amino acids. The record is from RefSeq and is a predicted model, not a curated record. The transcript is spliced from 2 exons.